GGCCCCGCGGCGGCUGCCUCUCGCCCUCACACUCCGGCUGCCGCUGCCAGUGUCUCCGCCGCCGAACCCUCGCUCGCAGCGCCCAGUGUCCGACCCGCCGCCUCGGGCAGGGGCCCGGCUCGGCCCGCAGCGCCGCGGCCCGCCUAGCUCGGGAACAGGGCUUCCUUCUGUGGAGGUUGGUAGGAAGUAAAGUCAGAUUAGUGGCCAUCUACAUGAGGAGAACAGCGGUGCCCAGGUAUCAUCAGUUCUCCCCAACCUAGCUGCAGGAGCCAACUGUUGAAAGAGGACAGUACCCAUUCAUCUAGGAGCCUUCAUAUCAGAAUUGAGGACUGUUCCGGGCAAGACCCCAAAGAGGGGCCUGGUCAAGGGAGGGUGACACUAAGUACAUUUAUUUAUUGGUAUUACAGUAGUGUCUAAAGAUCCUAAUCAGGAUUGUGCUAUUCACUGUACAAAUGUAUAGUAAGACCUUUCUGCAUUGGAGUCCUUUGGGUGAUAUCGCUUAAAGCAGUUCCCCAGUCUAAAUAAGCUAUACUUGUAAAACUUCUUGCCAGUAUAACUAUCUAUAACUGGAGCUUUUGCUGGCAUAGAUCCAUUGGUUAGGGAUGUGAUUCCCCCUGCCCACUACCAGCCAACAUAUCUAUGCCAAUAAAACUCUUAUGUUUAGUCCAGGCCUCAGAGACAGUUUCUGCCCCAAAGAGCUUACAAUCUAAGUAGACUAGACAGACAAAAGAUAAGGGGGAAGCAGGCACAGAGAGGGAAAGGGAUUUGCCCAAAGUCACAUAGUAGGUCAAUGGCAGGAUUAGGAACAGAACUCAGGUGUCCUGAUUCCUACUGCAGUGCCCUAAACCACGCUAACACUCAACAUUACUUUCACUUUGCUCCUGGUGUGAUUAAUAAUGUUUUGGAGUGAGGAAUUGCUGAGAGGGCUCCCAGAUGUUAUGGCCCAUUCUUGUACACUACAUUCAAGAUGAAUAUUGAGACAUAACCAAAUUCAGGGGAAGAGCUGCCUUUCGUACAGUUAGGCUUAUUGGGGAGGACAUUGAUUCCUUUAAUUUAACUUUGAUUUUUAUGGUGGAUUUGAGAGAGCACCAGGAUAGACUUUUAUGGGGUCGUAUCAAGAUAUGAAGUGUUGGGAUAGUCUUUUGGUCCUGAUUUUGCAAGGGAAUCUAUACUUGUGGCUCUAUAUGUCCAUGGGGGAUGGGAGGGGUGUCCCGUUAAAGUCAAUGGGAUCUGCAUGGAUGAAAGGAUUUGCCCAUGUGAAUCCCUCUGCAGGUUUGAGGCCUUAGGCUGUAUCUACAUUAGCUUUUUGCCCUAAUAUUUCCCACUAUUGCUGCCAUCAGUAUAGAUCCUUUGCCAGUACUUUUACCAACAUGUCAACUAUCUCUGCAAAGAGCAGCUAUGAGAAAUUUUAGCAAACUGAAUCUAGUGUAGACAAAAUCUUAAAGGAAUAAAUUAAUGGAGGACUUUGAGGGGGUAGGACUGAACUGGGGGUGGGGGAGCAUGCUUUUGGAUAGUAUCGUGUCAUGGGCAGGGGAAACUAAAAAGAUUGUAAAAUUGUGUGCAAUGUGUGGUUUUCUUCCGAUGUCAGAGAUUUUGCCAAGAUUUUACACCUUUUGGUGGAUUUUUUGGCGCCCCCCCCCCCUUUUUUUUUUUUUAAAUCACCUUAAGAAUUUGCUGUGAUAGCCUUCCACGGGGACAGGCUUUUUUGUUAGGCUGCAGUCAGUGACUUGGGUACUAGCUGUAGCUUUAGCCAGUAGGGAAGAUGUACUUUUUUAAAAUUGCUAAAUUUUCAGGAAAUUUACCUAGUUCAAAUAGGGAUGUAUUUUUUUUAAUUUAACGUUUCUGUGUAUUAUGUUGGUCACUGCAAUGACUUAAAUCAGAGUUAGUGUGUUUUUAAACUGGCACAGGCAGAUACAUGCACACAAGCUCAGCACAGCUGUAGCCAGUGGUUGUACUAGGCAACAGAAUGGAAGACCCAAGUUUAGAUCCAGAUUAUCAUCUGCUCUGCAGGCCAAAUGCAACAUGAACUGUUACUACUGAAGACUAUGGUAGAUGUAGCCUGGCUUAUCCAGGACUGAAUUUGGCUGUAAAUUGGUAUGACUUUAUCACUGCUACAGUUUCCAAACUCUUUAAGGUAAGUAACAUGAUAUGGUGUGCAUUCAAUAUUACAUUUUUAAAAACUUUUUCCAGUUGGAUUCAAGACCCAUGUAUAACCCCUGUAAGGGGGUUUUAUAGUUCUGUUGCAAACAGUUUAGUUUAAAUGGUUUGUAUGAAAUGUGGGUGGAGCUGAAGCCCUGUGUUAGGACAUUUCUGGAAGCUCUUUGGAUUUGUGCUUAUUUUGGACUUCAAAGGCACUCUGUCACCUCAAAGAUCACAUAUGGUAAACAUAAUUCUUUGCCUCGGUUACUAAUGGUAUCAAAGAUAGUUAAACUGAAAUUUUUAAAAAGUAAACGUGAUUAUUACUGUUGAUGCAAUUUGUUUCUUUUUGGCAUUUCUCUAAGCUUCGCUAAAAAUUAGUGAAGUUAGUUUAACUUUUUUUUUAAUAGGCACGUCCACUCUGCAUCUCAGGAGAAGCAUCUGGGUUGCAUCCUAUAUAGAUGAUCAUUGAUUUGUUCAAAACAGUGGUUUCCACUGGAGUUUAAAAAUAUAAUAGAAAUAUCAUAUUGGGCUUAGGUUUUGAAACCCCUUUUUAAUGUAUUCCACAUUUUGGUCAUAAAUUUUAUUUGCAAUAUCCAGUCUCAGCUAUCAUAUGUUUCCAGGGUCAAAGUGCAACCCUUCGUGGCAUUCCAUAGUGCCCCCUGGCCAAAUGAGUUGUAGAACACCUUAAAAAAAGAAAAAAGUAUCUAUGUGCUCAUCCUCAGUAGUUCUUGCUACAGGCUGGGAAAUCAAAAAGAAAAAUUUCAAGGUUGAUGGUUCCCAGUCUCCUUCCAGUCAAGGCAGACUUCUAGGGUGCCCAACUUUAGAGAAAGCAGUGGCUGAGAGCCCAUCACAGAGGGAAAAGGAGGGACAGCAGGCAGACAGGGUUUACAGUGUUCUUCAAGUACCUGAACUCCAGCUGAGUGUGUUUCUCAGUCUGCUCUGUUAAAUAAUGUUAGCAUUGAAAUGGUCCAAGUUAGGCACUGAAGUGAACAUCAUUGCCCUGCACUUUGCUAACACUGGGGAUUUGCACCAGUCACAACCACUGGUAUAGAUGCAUCCCAGUGCCUAGUGCAGACGAGCAGAGCCAUUACUGGCACUGGUGGAGCAUACCCUUACUUAACCAGGAUGUGCUGUAAUGGUGCAAAUCUUGCAUCCCAGGGGCUUUGCCUGUCUGCCCUAGGGAUGGCACCAGUGCACCUGUACCACUGGCUGGCCACUGGGCAAAUCUCCAGUGGAGACAAUUCUUUGUUACACUGAGGAUUUUAGUGUGGCUCCCCUGGUGAUAGCAAUGGUGGGAAAGCUAGUGUAGACUGUCUGUCAGUGUUUUUACCACCCUGCCGUCUGGUAUUUGCUCUGAGCAAUACUUGCAUGAAAGAGUGGUAAAUUGCUGGCAGCUGCUUUACACUAGUGUUCCGAUUGGUGCAAUAGCAGUGGUCAGAGAAUUUCCGAAAAUUCUCAGACCUUGUUGAUACAUGGACGUGUGUAUACCAGUAUAAGUAGAACCAGUAAAGUGAGUAAAAACUAUACUAGUAUAAUUAAAGCAGUACAGAUCCUUAAUGUGGGUGCUUAUACUGGCAUAGCUUAUUUCCAUAAGGGAAUGGGGAAUAUGCUAUACUAGUAGAAGGCAACUUUAUACUGAUAUAAUUGCAUCCACAGUAGGGGGCUGUACCAAUGUAACUGCUUUGGUAGAAAAUCAUGCCCCCAACCAACAUAGUUAAAUUGGUACAAAAACUGUAUGUGGACCAGGCCUUAGUGCAGAUGCGUCCUCUGCUAGGAAGAAGGGAGAGUGCACUCAGGGCUUGUUUUCACUAUUAAAAAAAAAAAAGUGUUCUUAACUCAAGUUGUCUGACUUGAGUUACAAUCCUAAUGAAGACAAGGCAGUUAGUUUAACGUGAGUUAACAGGUCGAGUUAAACCCUAGAUCCCUGUACAGUCAUAAAUUUGAGCUGAUAACUCAUAUUAAAAAUACAACUGCCUGGUCUUCUCUAGGAUAUAAACCCAAGUUAGAGUAUAUCUACAGAGUUAUUCCAGAAUAGCUUGAGGGAGUGGUGGCUCUGCCCUGUGUUUCUCAGAUAGAGUUAUCUCUGCACCUGGCAUCUUCUGCUUCCAGUCCACCUUUUUGAGGGUUCUCUGAUUCUUUUGUUGCUUCCUGUGGAAUUGGGGUUUGAAACCACCUGAGUCAGGUGUUUUAUUUUGUCUCUACAUUUGAAUGCCUUGAUCCCUUCUCUUGGUUGGGAUUAUAAUUUCCCUCCCUAUUUCUUCUUCAUUCCCUGGGAAAUGUCUGCCUUUGACAUGUGUCUUGCAUCCUCCUCGGAUAACAGAAAUCAAGAAUUCAUUUAACAAUGUCAGUUCUGUCCCUACAUGUUUCUAACUUUCUCCUAGAGACCCUGCAGGUUCCAUCAUUGACCUCUUCUUCCUCAUACACUCAAAAAUGUGCUGUUUGUUGUAACUGCUUGUGAAAUCUUGCUAUCAACCUUCUCUCUUGGCAUCUUUAAUUUCAAGCCAUGAUGGUUCUGCCCCAUCAGUGCUUUCUUGGAGGUUUCCUAGUUCAGUCUCUUCCCAAAUUUCCAUUCUGUUUAGCACAGUGGUACAUGUCUCUCUCUCCCCACUCCCACACAAGAUUCUCUUGGAGCAUUCCUAAAAUGUCUAUGCUGCCAUUGUACCCUCACUGUCAUAUGCUUUCCCUUUCCCUUCUUUCAGUUCAGUCCAGGAUGGUGAAAUCCCCGCAGAUUGUUUGUUCCCCUAUUUCCUUUGGGUUCUUGCAUUUCUCUCCAACCAUUGCAAGACUCCGCCUCUUCCCACCCCAAGUGACCUUUCAUUCUUUCUGGGUACAACCCAGUUUUCGGGGGUACAUGUUUCAUUGCUUAGUAUUUCUUCCCUUUCCAGGUGUGUUUAUUUUGGCUGCUGCUUCCUCUCAUUUCCUGACUUCUGGGUAGCUUCUCCUCUCUGCAGUCUCUGCCUGCUCAUCUAAACUCUUUCCCUCAUUUGUGGCUCACUCUGCCCCCUCAGCCAGUACACUGGUAUUUCUCUGGUUCCUCCUGCUUCUAUGGCCCUUGUCGCUUCCCAAAGGAGUCCCAGAAACACCCCACUGACCUAGACUGUGCCUGUGUGUACCAAGUGUGUUCAUACCUGGCACUGAAUGAGCAGGCAGUAUGUUCUGAGAACACCUUCAGUUUUUUAGCUUUCCAUCUGAUUCCUCAAACCUUUAGUCGUCUUAUCCCUAUACAACUGAUUCCAGUGUGGACAGAUACUAGACUGCUCCUUGUCCUACCAAGAGCUUGUGUCCUUCUGACAUGUCAUGACAGAGAAAACUAUAUAAGACUUUGGAUCACAUGCUGUCUUUAGAUUUCCUUUCUGCUCUCCCAAGGAUGCUGCCCGUUUGUACCUCUUUUGCUUCAUGUAUGUAACAUCUCCGAAACAGGAACCUUUCUGACAAUGUCACUGCCUCCUUAAUCUCUCCUGCCCAGUCUAACCUAGCCUGCUCCUGCUGGCCAUGCACUUCAGAGCCUUCCCCUCCCUCAUUGCUCUAUUUCUGUUUAGCUCAAUUCAUUCUCCUGAGUGAUGGGACUCAAGUAGCAGCCCUGCUCUUAAAGUGCUCAAUGAGACAACACUACUGCAAUGGCAGGCAUGUCUUUCCCCGACAAAUUCCAUCACAGAGGCCGGCAUCUUGGCUGACUCACAAAUCUCAGGGUUCUGCUCUACUUUCUGUGUCUAACCCCUAAGAAUGCCUGCCACUUCCUAACAAUAGUAAAGUGAAAUUCUAGUGAUGAAAGCCCUGCAAAGUUUGUCAAGCAGUGCCCCACACAUACUCCGCGUUGGUUCCAUGCAGGUGUACCCUAGGCACUUGAUUGCCUGAACAGUCAUCUUCCUCUUUGUACAAUUGUCUCCUGAGCUGGUUGGUGGUGACUGAUAAAGAAAUAUAAAAGAUUGGACAAUUCUGUGGUUUUAUAAGUCUGUUGUCUUGGGUAAAGCUGCCUUCUGCCUGCCUGCUGUGUCUGGGAGACCUUCUUGGGGGAUGAAGAGGUGUCUGCACAGAGCGCUUUUGGGGGAGGCCAAGUCCUACUACAGAUUGAAUGGGUUUGGUGAAAAAUCCUAGCAUGAGUGUAAGCCUUGUGUAUUGUCCCUGCCCUGAGUGUACUCCUCUCCUGAGGGCUCUUUGCAAACAGACUUGUAGCUGCUCAAACGAUGUACCCCAGCUGCAUGGAAAUGAACCUGCAGAUGGCAGGUAAGGAGGAGGUGUUGCCCUCUCCUUUUCUCAGUGAUCUGGCAUGCAGAUGACCUCUCUGAACUGUACCACAGACUCACAUCUUCGUUGGAGAACUCCAAGGAAUGGAAUUGAAUGCAGUAUCCAGGGAACAGCUUCUGACUCUUUGUUUUGUCUUUGCAGGCGGAGUGGCCCCGUGAGCCCCAGCAGGUCCUGGUUAGUGGUGAGCAGCUGUCAUGAUCUCUACAGCACCUCUCUACAGUGGGGUGCAUAACUGGACCAGUGCAGAGCGGAUUUGCAUGUGUGGCCUCAACGAGGAGAGGAGAGCCCCGCUUUCUGAUGAGGAGUCUAACAAGAGCAGCUCCCAGCACUUGGGGUCCCAGGAAUUUUGUGUCAGCAGCAGCCUUUCCAAGGUGGAGCUCACAGCAGUCAGCGGUGGCAGCAAUGCCCAGGGGCUGGAUGCAACUAGCAGUGUGGAGGAAAAACUUGGGCCCAAGCUGGAAGAGCAGCCACCCAAACCCUACCCGAAACUAGAGUGUGCUGGACAAGCAGUGAUAGAAGAUAAUGUGGUGGGCCCUCUGGCAAACCAGGGAGAUGGCAGAGAGCUGGAGCCCGCAGUCCUGGGAGCUGUGGAGCCCAAGAGCAGCAGCACUGACAGUGCCUGGACACCUGCAGAUCUUCACAGUGACAAACAGGCUGAUGCAUCUCCUGCCUGUCCCAAUGCUCCAGACAGUGAACAUGCUGGGAAAGAGAAGAGCACCCUGAAUGCUGAAACACAAGAGGCAGGAGUGCCUGUGGAGGAGAUGCUGCCUGUGGUUGCCUCCAGCUGCAACACCCUUGCAUCCACCCCAGCCACCUUCACCUUGAAUAGAGUGUGUUUUUCCACAUCUCAAGCCCCAGCUAUGCAAAAAAUGCCCCUCUCCUUUCAGCCCGGGGCAGUUCUGGCCCCAAGCCAGCCCCUAGUGUAUAUCCCACCCUCCAGCUGUGGGCAGCCACUCAGUGUGGCUCCUCUUCCAAGCCCCCUUGGGGUCCCCUCCACACUUGCUCUCCCAGUCCAUCCCUCCUACCUGCAGGAGCGUGGCCCGCCAGGCAUUAUUGCGCCCCCUGAGCUGCGCUCAUUUCCCUGUACCUUCUCCGUAGCCAGGCCCUUGCCUUCAGACUCCAAAGUGGUGUCUGUGGAGGUGAACCAGAUGAGCUGCCCUUCACCUUCAGGUGGGAACAGCACACAGGCUGCUGCAGCUGUUGAUGGCCCUUCUCCAUCCAUUGAGAGCUCUUCGCUUUCACCCAGCCAGCCUUCCCUGACAGCAUCAUGUGGGAGUGCAGCUCCCCCACCAGGUACUGGCCUGCACACUAGGGCCUCUGGUGCUCCAGAGCAGGUUGCUCAAGGGGCCACCACUUCGCUUUCUCCGCUGAAGUCCCCCCCACAGCUGGAGCGUGAAAUGGUCUCCUUCCCAGAAUGUUGCGAGAUGCCUCUUGAUCUGUCCUCUAAAUCCAACCGUCAGAAACUGCCUCCGCCAAGCCAGCGCAAGACACCCCCCAUGCCCAUCCUAACACCGGUGCACACCAGUGGCAAGGCAGUGCUCACUACGGUCCUGUCCAAGUCCCAGCGUGCAGCCCAGAGCGCAGGUAGCAGCGUCACCUCAUGCCUGGGCACCAACCCUCCCUUGGUAAUUUUUCCCGACUUCCUGCGCAAUGGUGAGCAGGGCUCCUGGAUGAAAAACUCCACUGCGCUGAUUAGCACCAUUCCAGGCACCUACGUGGGGGUGGCCAACCCAGUGCCUGCCUCACUACUGCUCAGCAAAGACUCCAGCAUUAGCUUCAGCAGGGACCCACAGCACCUCCCCAAACAGGAGCCCAUUUCCAUCAUCGAUCAGGGAGACCCCAGAAAUGUUGGGCCACUCUCUGGGAAAAAAGGCAGCCAGGCUAGUGUGGAGGGUCAGCAGGACCCAGCUAGACGGUUCCUCUAUGGCAGAGUUGCCCCAGGGGCUUCGUUGUGCCAAUCCAAAGAACUCUCUCUCUGGAAUCCUGGUCAGGGAAGCAUUUACCCCCGAUGUCCAGUUAAUGGGAAACCAUCCAGUCCCCAGCUUCUGCCUGUUGGGUGGUCUCCCUAUCACCAGACCCCUGUGCUUUCAAUUGGCAUCUCCACAACCGGACAGCUGCCCCUGAAUCAGAGUGGCCCCUCCAAGCCAUCUGGUGCAGGCGAGCUCCCUGUGUUUCCCAGCAUGCAGCCUGUAGAGUCUGGCAUGGCAGUCCCCAAGGUCCCAGAGGGUCUGCCAAGACUUCCGUCUCUGGAAUGGGAAGCCAUGUCCAAAGCCAAGAACUGCAGGGCCUUGCCCAGGUUCUGUGAGGAGCCCAUCAAUCCAGUCCCCAUAGCUGUAGCUCCAUCUCUUCAGGCCAAUACUGUGGAUGCAAGGGGGGGAAAGGGGAAGGCAGAAAGCCCUUCCAGGAGCCAAGGGUGUGAUGAACCAGGGGCUGACUCCGGUAGAGACAGUGUUGUACAGACUGAGGCUCCCCCAGGGAGCUGUAGCCUCAAGCAGUUAGGAGACUCAAAACCUAAAAACCAAGUGUUAGCUGCCUAUCUGUCACAUGACCUGCCUGUAGUCAAUCAGCAAAGCCUGCAAACAGCCUGUGAGCUGCCAUCUGCACCUGUGGAGAGUCAACGCAAGGAGCUGGGAUGUGAGGUGGCCCGGGAGCAACCGGCCUCAGAGGCCCCCCAGUGUAUGCACCAGGUGGACCUGUGCAGAGUCAAGAAGGAGCAAGUGGAAUGUGAUGUGCCAUUUGCCUCUGGGGCUUGUCUGCGAGCUGGGGUCGCCGCCAAGGGCUUUCCUGAGACCAAACUCAAGGGAGCAGCCCAAAUCAAACAAGAAGGCAGCUUAUGCUGCAAAUCCAAACGGCAACACGAUGGGCGGGCCAAACAGGCCCACAAGAGACUGAAGUGCAGAGCCAAAGAUGGAGAGGAGGCGCCAAGCAAGUCGGGCAGCCGGAGCUUGCAUGGAUGGAAGUGGCGAAAGCAUCGCGGGGACUUGCAUGAGAUCAGCAAACGAGAAAGCCGGAUUGGCCCAGGAUCCAUGAAUGAGCACAAUAGCCUCAGGGUAAAGCGCAAGCGCAGGAGGCCAGCAAAGACAGAGCUCCAAUCUCCAAGGCAUCGUGGGGACAGCCAUGAGGAAGGUUACCUUGAGAAGAAACCCAAGAACAAUUUCCGUGACUUCAUCCCAGUGGUGCUGAGCAGCCGGACACGCAGUCAGUCAGGAAGUGUUGGUGGCUCCUCUGCUAGUGUGAGAGGAGAGUGCGAAGUGACUGGCCAGGAGAUCUUACCGCUGCUGGAGGAGGAGCAGGAGGAGGAGACAUCCUUGAAACGCCGCAGGCUGAGGAAAUCCCACAGAAUGUCCCGCUAUCAUAGCCACAGGGCCAGAGACAGGUCUCAGUCAGAAAAGGGUAGCUGCCACCUGAGGAGGGCCCGGGAGCUGCUCUGGAGAGUGGAGGCACCAAGGCAGCUGUGGGACCCAAAUGAGGAGGAUGACGACGACAGCCAUGUCAAGAGGAAGAAGAGGAGACGGCAGAAGAGCCGGAAAUACCAGACUGGGGAGUACUUGACUGAGCGGGAAGAGGAGGAACAUGUGAGCUGCUACUCCCAUAAGAGGCGGAAAUCGAAAGCAGAUUUCAGGUACCGGAAGCAGAAGGAAUGUACCCAGGGCAAAGGCUCAGAGCUGCGAUUGAGGAGCAGGCUUUCCCCAUCGCCCCGGAAGUCCCAAGGUCGCCCAGACUUCCGAAAUGGCUUUCUCCUGGAUCACCCGGACAACUCCUCCAUCCAGGAAGCACUUGAGAAACCAUCAGGAAAACGCAAAUGUAAAACAAAACAUCUGGCAGGGAUCUGUGAAGAGGGGAAGGUGAAAGGGCACUGGAAUCAGUCCAAGCCACGCUCUUUGAAGAAGCCCCAGGAGCUGUGGCCGCUCUGCAAGUCACGGCAGGCCAGCCCAGGAAACUCUCCUGAAUUGCCCAUGACCCAGCACAUCCCUCCUGAGGCUCGGCGGCUGAUCGUGAACAAGAAUGCUGGGGAGACUCUCCUUCAGCGAGCAGCACGGCUUGGCUACAAGGACGUGGUGCUCUACUGCCUGCAGAAAAAGAGCAGCGAGGUGAACCACCGUGACAAUGCCGGCUACACAGCUCUUCACGAAGCCUGCGCACGAGGCUGGAUUGACAUCCUGCACAUUCUGCUAGAGCACGGUGCCAAUGUGAACUGCAGUGCACAGGAUGGCACAAGGCCUGUCCAUGAUGCAGUGGUGAAUGACAACCUGGAGACCAUGUGGCUUCUGCUCUCGUAUGGGGCUGACCCCACACUCGCCACUUACUCGGGGCAGACAGCCAUGAAACUGGCCAGCAGUGAGGUGAUGAAGCGGUUCCUGAGCGAUUACCUCUCGGAUCUCCAAGGGCGUGCUGAUGGGGACCCCCGAACAACAUGGGAUUUCUACAGCAGCUCUGUUCUGGAGGGGAAGGAUGGGAUUGGGUGCGACCUUCUGCUCAACCCUCCCGGAAGCUCUGAUCAGGAGGAAGAGGAGCAAGAAUCAGACAGCUUCAUGUUUGAGUUCUCAGACAAGCCCCUGCUUCCUUGCUAUAACCUCCAGGUGUCGGUCUCACGUGGGCCCUGCAAUUGGUUUCUCUUCUCUGACGUUCUCAAAAGGCUGAAGCUUUCCUCCCGCAUAUUCCAGGCUCGCUUCCCACACUUUGAAAUUGCUACCCUGCCCAAGGUGGAGUUCCAGCGUCAGGUGUCCUCGAGCCAGCUGCUGGCCCAGGAGGAGGUGCCGGAGAGCCCCGAGCCGCUCCCCCAGGGCCCUGCAGAGACAGUGGAGCUGGUGCGUUACGAGCCAGAGCUACUGCAGCUCCUGGGCUCAGCAGUGGAGUUCCAGGCCUGGAGCAGCUGACGGGGGCUGGAGCUCUCCCCGCAUUGGACUGCGUCAUGAGGCAAUAAUAUGGACUGAUGGGAAGCAGCCUUUUCAAUGCCAGCAGCGGGGCCUGGAGUCUUUGGCUGUUUAUUCUCUCCUCGCGGCCCCUGAACUCCGACUGGGGAGAGACUCCACUUGUCUCCAAGGACUUCCCAGGGUCCCUUUCUGAUGAGCAGCAGCAGAUGCAGCUCUCUACAGGUCCCCUUCUAGAUCAGCUGGGAAGCUCGGACCUGCCCCACUGGGCUACCUUAGCUGGGCCCUCCUGGCUGUAGGACCAUGGGCUCUGAAGUGAGGGGCAGUGGAUGCUUCUGCCCUGCCCUUCCCCAGAAUCGCGCCUCUCUCUCAAUCUGCCCUCCCCCCAAUGUCUUCCAUAGUAUUUAUUUAAUUAGUAUUUAAUUUGUAAUGUUUCUUUUAUUUCUGCUGAGUCUGUAUCACUGUGAUUAUUUGAGCCCUGGGCUGUGGUGAAGAGGGCUUCUUCUGGCCCCUCGCCCAGGAUGCGCCUGGAGGACACUGCUCUCCCAUGAGCAGCUAGCUGUCUAGUGACCGAACCACUGCGGCCUGGUAGCAAAGGGACCAGCUCUCACAACAGUCCCCAGGUUAAAUUCUAGGGCCUGUGGGCAGCCCCCUCCCUCACCACCUUCUGCUGGGGCUGUUCCCUUCCCAAAAGCAAGUCCAGCUGAGAGCUGUUCUCUAGCCCAGGGUUCAGUCUCCCCCAGGUGCUUGCCUGGCUGUCUCAUGCAUUUCAUUUACAUCGCUUGUUUCUGGAUUCUUCUGGGCUACUUUGAAGGGGCAGCUGCAGCCUGAGAGCCACUCCAAAGCUACAGCCAGGGACUCCAGCUGCCUUCCAUCCUCAUGGGCUCCUGCUGCUGCCAGAGGGCCAUCCUCCUUGACGCAGUGUCUGCAUGCAGCCAGGCCCCUUCCUCCAUCCCUGCCCGUGCCCCUUUCUUCUGUUCAGAGAAGCAAUUCUACUGCAGAGAGCUGGCCUGAGGGGGCAAGUGCCUGCCCUUGGCAGGAGCAGAGAGCAGGGCUGCACCGCUGUGUAGAUGGUACAGUUUUAUUGUACAGGUGCUAACAAGGAUGCUGAGGACUGGACAAUCUGUUUCCUGGCUCUCCCCUGUCCUGCCCUGCAGUGGGAGUGUUGGGUGGUUUUUUCUUUGUGUUGUGUUUCGUCCCAGCCGGGCAGUUGUAGCCUCCCCUGACCACCACCUGUCUGCCUCCCCCUCCCUGGGAUCAGACAGCUCCUUUUUUAAGCUGAGGGUUAUUGCCUUUGGGUGUGUAUUCUGGCUGCUCUUUCUGAUUUCUGUUUUAUUAUAAACAACCGGCUGUGGUGUCAAAAAACACUUAUGUACAGAAAAACCUGCAUCAGGC
Messenger RNA from Chrysemys picta bellii (western painted turtle), 12650 nucleotides. The record is from RefSeq and is a predicted model, not a curated record. NCBI's taxonomy places the organism in Eukaryota, Metazoa, Chordata, Testudines, Emydidae.